GGGCGGAGCGGACUGGCGCCGGGAGAUUCGAGCCCGACGGCGGAUCUGCUACACUGUAUUAACAGCUCCGUGAAGUGGAAGUAACCCGUGAACACACGGCAGCUGGACCGUUUGGAUUUACUUCUUUGACUUGCUGCUGCCAUGCCGUUAGCUCGUGAGGAGAUCAGCAGCUGGUAAACCCUCACAGAUGGAGGCCAUGGAGGUAGAUGCUCCUGUGGAGCUGCAACCAGAGGGUGGCGCUGCAGCUGCUGCAGGUGUGGCUGAGAACGCCAACGCUCCACUCAUCAUCGCAGACUCUGGCAGCAGCACCGAAGUGGAUGAAGAUGAUGAUGAUGAUGACAGCACAGAGGGACAGGCGGCGGCUCAAGCUCCUCCAAGGCUUCCUGCCACUUGGGCAUUUAGUCAGAGGGCGGUGGGUGGGGCUACAUCUACACCACCCAUCCGGAGGAGAGUCAGACAGGGUCUCAGAGUACACUAUCCGAGCCAGACCGCAGCGCCCUCCAGAGGCUUUCCAGACUUCCUGCUGCGAGCGCCGGCUGCCAGCGUGGCAGAGCCGGAGUCUGGCAGCACCACAGAGGUCAGUGAGUCUGAGGAUGAGGCAGAGGCGGAUGAAGAAAGCACGGCUGCUGCUGCAGAGGCCGUCGACCCCGCCCCCCCGGCGGGCUCUGACCUCAGCGCUGCUGUCCAAACCUCUCAACCGCAGGAAGCCAGCACGACCAACUCCAGCGCAGCUGCAGACGCUGAGAGGGCAGAAGCUCAAAUUCAGGCUGUUCAGGCACCCCCGGCAGCUGUGCCACCGGUCCAGGUGCCUCCCAGCGAGGAGAGCGAAGGCGACACCUGCACCAUCUGCUUUGAAGUGUGGACGACGGCCGGGGAGCACAGGCUCGCCGCCCUGCGGUGCGGUCACCUGUUCGGUUACACCUGUAUCCAGCGCUGGCUGAAAGCUCAGAGCCCAGCUGCUAAAUGCCCACAGUGCAACAAGAAAGCAAAGCGCUCAGACAUCGUGCUCCUGUAUGCACCGAAACUGAGAGCGCUGGACAACUCUGAGCAGGAGAGCUUAAAGAAAUCUCUGCAGCAGGAGCAGGAUCGCAGGAAGAAGGCUGAAGUGGAGUCGGCUAAUUACAAAAUCAAACUGCAAGCAGUCACCAGCCAAUACGGGCAAGCACAGAAGGAGCUGCAGGAGCUGAGAGCCCUCAUAGCUCAGAACGGCAGGAGCCUGAAUCCCUGUUCUUCCCCCUCCGCGUCCUCGUCUGCCUCCCAUUUCCUCAGCGCGUCUCAGAGGGCGGACGGCUCCAGGUCGGCUCCGUACAGCUUCUUCAAGGCGGUGCUGGUGUCUCAGGCCGGAGGCUGCAGAGUUUUAUCCUACUGUGAAUCUAUGAGCUGCCUGCUGGCCUCACAGCCGUCGCCUCACGCCACACUGGUGCCCGGCUUCGGGGUGAAGAAGGUGAGUGUGGUGAACAUGAAGGCGAAUCAGUACAUUCCCAUCCACAGCAAACAGAUCCGAGGUCUGUCCUUCAACAGCCACAACAACAACGUGCUAUUGUCUGCUGCGCUGGACAACACCAUCAGACUGACCUGCCUGCAGACCAACGCGGUGGUUCAGACCUAUAAUACAGGUAAACCAGUGUGGAGCUGCUGCUGGUGUUUGGACAACACCAGCUACAUCUACGCCGGCCUGAGCAAUGGCUCGGUGCUCAUCUACGACGUCAGAGACACCAGCACGCACGUGCAGGAGCUCGAGCCGCUGCGCUCCAGGUGUCCCGUAGCGUCUCUGUGCUACGUCCCGCGGGCGGCCUCCAGCUCGUUCCCCUGUGGCGGGCUGAUCGCCGGCUCUCUGGAGGGCGGGUGUUUCUGGGAGCAGGUGAACGAGACCACCUACAGGCCACACGUCCUCCCCCUGGAGACCUCCGGCUGCACGGACAUCCAGGUGGAGGCGGAGAGCCGACACUGCCUGGUCACGUACAGGCCCGGACGCUCGAAUCCGUCUCUGCGCUGUGUCCUGAUGGCGCUGUCCCGGACCCCCCAGCAGGACUCGAGUCAGCUGCCCAGCUGCUCCUGCUCGCCGGUGCAGACAUUCAGUGUCGGCUCGUCCUGCAAACUGCUCACCAAGAACGCCGUCUUCAGGAGUCCAGACGGAGGCGGGACGCUGGUCUGUGCUGGGGACGAAGCCUCCAACUCCACCAUGGUGUGGAACGCCGGCAGCGGCGUCCUGCUCCAGAAACUUCCGGCCGACCUGCCGGUGCUGGACAUCAGCCCGUUCUCUGUGAACGGCACGCACUUUCUGGCAUCACUUACGGAGAAAAUGUUGAAGGUCUACAAGUGGGAGUGACCUGGGAGGAUGGAGUGACCCACAAAGGUCAGUCCCACGAGGAGAGCUCACGUCUGUGUGGAGCUGUGGGAAAAGUAAUGCUGCUAAACUUACCUGUACGUUUACACUGCUGAACAGAUUACUGAGCGAUCGGCCCGAGGAGGCAUUUCACUCAUCGCUUCUUCUUUUUUAAGCUGCUCAGAUUACACACACAGAGUAAUAUGAUUGUGUUUUCGUGAGCCAAAGAUCAGAUUAAUAAUGUCUUUGUGAAGAACACAUGAAUGUAGCCAAAGCAUCCAUCGCUGCAGGACUCCCUGAUCCUCCAGAAAUUCAGCAGAAAGCAGCUUUUUGUUGGCCUCUUCAGCCUUUCAGUUCUUCAUGUCUCACAAACAGUUCAUCCCUGCGGCUCGUUCCCAUCGGAUUCGUUACUUCGGUUGGAUUUUCUUCCCUCUGAUGCGGAUCAUGAAGUGCCAAAGUAGUUAACGGUUGUCUUUUUAAAGGAACAUGUAUAUAUGUAUAUUUGCUGCCAGCUGUUUGUGUAUGCCUUCAAAAGUUAAUAAAAACAUGUUAUUUUUAAAUAAAGGCAAAGUUUAUCCUGCUGUGUAAAAUCUGAUUUUAACACGUCCGUGUUAUUUAGGUUUUCUGUUCCAGAUCAUCUGCUGUAGAAACGUUAUCAAACAUUCAGACGAUGACUUUGGGUUCCUCCGUGUCAGAGACGUUAAACCGAUGCUCUUCACUGAAACCAUGACAUCAUGAUACUGAGGCUCAGAGCUGAGUUCAUCUUUAGAGCGUGACCCUUAUACAGUGAUGACCCU
Messenger RNA from Archocentrus centrarchus (flier cichlid), 3123 nucleotides. RefSeq names its product ring finger and WD repeat domain 3 (gene rfwd3). Gene Ontology annotation, cellular component: nucleus. The transcript has 13 exons. The coding region runs from base 188 to 2329 and encodes 713 amino acids. Gene Ontology annotation, molecular function: ubiquitin-protein transferase activity; protein binding. The record is from RefSeq and is a predicted model, not a curated record. Lineage: Eukaryota; Metazoa; Chordata; Actinopteri; Cichliformes; Cichlidae. Gene Ontology annotation, biological process: interstrand cross-link repair; protein ubiquitination.